This is a messenger RNA of Helianthus annuus (common sunflower), 557 nucleotides long. Its product is annotated as heat shock factor-binding protein. Gene Ontology annotation, biological process: cellular heat acclimation. Gene Ontology annotation, molecular function: transcription corepressor activity. NCBI's taxonomy places the organism in Eukaryota, Viridiplantae, Streptophyta, Magnoliopsida, Asterales, Asteraceae. The record is from RefSeq and is a predicted model, not a curated record. Gene Ontology annotation, cellular component: cytosol; nucleus. The transcript is spliced from 5 exons. The coding region runs from base 118 to 354 and encodes 78 amino acids.
UUUUAUUUCUUUUUUACCCUUUUAACCAAUGGUGUGGCAAUGAUCAAAGGAAAGUAAUUGCCCUAAACACAGUGAAAGGAAGGAGCCCUCAAUUCAUUCAAAUUCACUAGAACAAAAAUGGAUAAAGACGGAGAUGGCAAGCAAAAUACCGCUGACAUGACACAGUUUGUUCAAACUCUUCUCCAGCAGAUGCAAAACAGAUUCCAAACAAUGUCAGACUCUAUUGUUUCAAAGAUCGACGAGAUGGGAGAACGAAUUAGCGAGUUAGAGCAAAGCAUUAACGAUCUUAGAGCCGAAAUGGGAGCCGAGGGCACUCCACCUCCUGCAGCACCAAAGAGCGCUGAUGGUGAAUGAGAUCGGGUUUUGGUGUAACUUUUGUUUCCCUUAUUGCAUACCGCGUUUACAAAUUUAAAACAGAGAUAAUCGUCUAUUUAUUUUUCCCCGUAUGUUCCUAGUCAGCAGUCUCUUGCUGGAUAUUCGUGUUAUGUUGCCGUUUUAGAUUGUUUGAACUUUGAACAUGAAGGUAUCAUGAUACAUAAUGUUGUUUUGAUUGUCCA